GUGCAGUUGAAGUUUGCAACCCUCCGGAAUAGUUUCGUUAUCGUCGCAGCGCUAUCGUCUGGAAAAAAAUCCCCAAACAAAAAAAAACACCGGUUGGCAGUUUCCAGGACCAAACCCAAAUUAACUGUAAAUCGAUUAUACAAAUGGAUCAUACGGCGCAGACUAUGACCAACCAAUAUUCAAACAAACUUCAGACGUUCAUAUGCGAAUUUUGCAAGAAAUGUUUUUAUACUAAAAAGCAAAUUCUCCGUCAUAUGAUUACCAUCCACAAUACUGCAACGGCUAAUCGUUCAAUUAAAAAACAUAAGUCUGAUGAAAAGCAUCACAAAUGUGUUGUGUGCCUGAAAUCUUUUUCAGCAAAAGCCUAUCUGGUAAGACACGAACGUAUUCACUCUGGCGAAAAUCCCUACAAAUGUGCUAUAUGCCUGAAAUCUUUUUCAUCAAAAUACUAUCUGGUAACGCACAUACGCAUGCAUACUGGGAAAAUGCCCUACAAAUGUGUUGUGUGCCUGAAAUCUUUUUCGGUAAAAUCCAGUCUGGUACAGCAUGAACGCGUACACACUGGCGAGAAGCCGUACAAAUGUGACGUGUGUCUAAAAAAAUUUUCACAAAAUGGAAACCUCGCAGUACACGAACGCACGCAUUCUACAGAAAAGUCAUAUAAAUGUGCUGUAUGCCUGAAAUAUUUUUCAUCAAAAUGUAAUCUGGUAGCACACGAACGCUUGCAUACUGGCAAAAAGCCCUACAAAUGUAAUGUUUGCCUGAAAUCUUUUUCGGUAAAAUCCAGUCUGGUACAGCAUGAACGCGUACACACUGGCGAGAAGCCGUACAAAUGUGACGUGUGUCUAAAAAAAUUUUCACAAAAAGGAAACCUCGCAGUACACGAACGCACGCAUUCUACAGAAAAGUCAUAUAAAUGUGCUGUAUGCCUGAAAUCUUUUUCAUCAAAAUACUAUCUAGUAACGCACAUACGCAUGCAUACUGGCGAAAAUCCCUACAAAUGUGCUGUAUGCCUGAAAUCUUUUUCAUCAAAAUCCUAUCUGGUAAUGCACAUACGCAUGCAUACUGGGAAAAUGCCCUACAAAUGUGCUGUGUGCCUGAAAACGUUUUCAGUAAAAUGUAAUCUGGUAGUACACGAACGCCUACAUACUGGCGAAAAGCCCUACAAAUGUGCUGUGUGCCUGAAAACGUUUUCAGUAAAGUGUAAUCUGGUAAUACACGAACGCACGCAUACUGGAGAAGGGCCCUACAAAUGUUCAGUGUGCUUCAAAUCUUUUACGGUAAAAUACCAUUUGGUAGAGCAUGAACGAAUUCAUAAUGGCGAAAAGUCCUACGCUUGUGACGUAUGUUUCAAGCGUUUUACUAGAAAAUACAACCUUAAAGUACACAAACGCACGCAUGCCACAGAAAAGUCAUACAAGUGUGUCAAGUGUCUGAAACCUAUUGCGAUGAAAUCCUACCUCGCUAAAAAACAUAAACAUGUAUAUUCCGGUAAUAAUCCUUGCGAAUGCGAGAUUUGUUUCAAGUGUUUUGCUCAAAAAUGAAACCGGGAUCGACAAGAACGUGACCAUGUUAGAGAACAGUCAGAUCUUAAUCAUCAGUCUUUACUUACAUUUUAAAUCUAAGAUUUUUUUUGUCUUUUUGUUAUU
Adelges cooleyi (spruce gall adelgid) is the source of this 1649-nucleotide messenger RNA. RefSeq names its product zinc finger protein OZF-like. NCBI's taxonomy places the organism in Eukaryota, Metazoa, Arthropoda, Insecta, Hemiptera, Adelgidae. Gene Ontology annotation, biological process: regulation of transcription by RNA polymerase II; DNA repair. The record is from RefSeq and is a predicted model, not a curated record. The coding region runs from base 144 to 1544 and encodes 466 amino acids. Gene Ontology annotation, cellular component: nucleus. The transcript has 2 exons. Gene Ontology annotation, molecular function: RNA polymerase II transcription regulatory region sequence-specific DNA binding; DNA-binding transcription factor activity, RNA polymerase II-specific; zinc ion binding.